Colias croceus (clouded yellow) is the source of this 3050-nucleotide messenger RNA. It is a transcript of the gene Gcn5, whose product is annotated as histone acetyltransferase KAT2A. Gene Ontology annotation, cellular component: nucleus; histone acetyltransferase complex. NCBI's taxonomy places the organism in Eukaryota, Metazoa, Arthropoda, Insecta, Lepidoptera, Pieridae. Gene Ontology annotation, molecular function: protein binding; histone H3 acetyltransferase activity. The record is from RefSeq and is a predicted model, not a curated record. Gene Ontology annotation, biological process: chromatin remodeling; positive regulation of transcription by RNA polymerase II. The coding region runs from base 165 to 2591 and encodes 808 amino acids. The transcript has 20 exons.
UCAAUCGUAACGUUGUGGUGCAUUGCGUCUAUUUUUUUGUAUUUACUUCCUUAGAUCUCUCUAAAACUACAUUUGUGUUAUUAUACUUACAAUUAAUCAUACAAUAUUACUAAUGCGUGUUACUAGAAGCUUAAAAUAGGCAAAACUGAGGGAUUUGCACUAAAAUGACCACGCCAAUGACAGAUGACAUAAAUGCCAUAGCGAUCGGUUCUGAUGCUGAUUCUCAAACACACGCUCAUGAAGCCUCGUCUAGUGCAAACGCUGACGAUGGAUCGUCAAGCAAUGCAGCUACACCCGCAAGCAGCGAGGGACAGGCGUCCAGACAAUCAAACUUGCAGCGGAUUCAGCAAAGAAAGCUGCAAGUGUACAACUGGCCGCAUAAUAAAAAAUUACUGAAAUUGGCCAUUUAUUCUGCUUGUCAGACACCAGAAUGUAAUUGCAAUGGGUGGAAGACUCCAGUGGCGCAACAGACAGCCAGACCCAACACGAGGACAGAUAACCAACCGCUGGCCAGCUUCACAGACCCUUGCCGGAAUUGCAACCAUAUAUUAGAGAAACAUGUGACCCAACUACAAGGACUGUCAGGAGCGGAAAUCAAUAGGCUGUUAGCAGCUGUAGUGGAUGUGGAGAAUAUAUUUAUGUCAAUGCAUAGAGAGGAUGACCAAGAUACAAAGAGAGUGUAUUACUUUUUGUUUAAGCUCUUAAGAAAAUGCAUCCUCACGCGUUCCGAGCCACAAAUAGAUGGUCCGCUCGGCCAGCCGCCGUUCGAGAAGCCGUCCAUAGCGCGGGCAAUCACCAACUUUGUGCUGUACAAGUUCAACACCCUGCCGCAGAGGGAGUGGCAGACCAUGUACGACUUGGCGAAGAUGUUCCUGCAUUGCUUCAAUCAUUGGAAUUUUGAAACUCCUAGCGUUAGGAAACUGCAAGUUUCAAAUCCCGAAGAUAUAUCUGCAUAUCAAAUCAAUUACACCAGAUGGCUGGUAUUCUGUCACGUGCCGGCAUUCUGUGACUCUCUGCCGCACUACGACACAUCGCUUGUCUUCGGACGAACGUUAUUAAGAGCAGUUUUCAAAUCAGUCUGCCGUCAGCUGAUGGACAAGUGUCACUCGGAGAGAGACAGGAUGCCGCCUGAGAAGAGAGUACUAGUAUUGAACCACUUCCCACGUUUCCUUGGUCUGCUCGAGGAGGAGAUAUUCAGCGCCAACUCGCCUAUAUGGGAUCCGGACUUUAAGCAAAUGCCGCCCAACCAUCUACAGACUAUUUUAGAUAAGACACCUGGUAAGCGCGGUGAAUUCGAACGUGUUACCGCGACGGGGGAGAGCAAAGACGGCUUCACCACUGUGUCGCUGUCGUCAGGUUGCAUAAAACAAGAGAAUCUAAAGCGUAGCGCGGAGUCACGUUCGGAGAUCUCUUCUGGCAAGAGAAGGAGAUUGGAAGAGAGUGAUGACGUCAGCGAGAGGACGGUAGCCGAAAUCGUGGCUACGAUAUCCGAUCCUAACUAUAUGUGUGGACCUGAUGCAUUGUUUCAAAUGCAAGCGCCUCGGGAUGAAGCCGCCAAACUCGAAGAGCAGAGGAAGCUCAUAGAGUUCCAUGUUAUCGGUAACUCGCUCACUGGACCCGUCAAUAAACAGACCAUGUUGUGGCUUAUAGGUCUCCACAACGUCUUCUCGCAUCAGCUCCCAGAAAUGACUAAGGAAUACAUUUCACAACUGGUUUUUGACCCAAAACACAAAACAUUAGCUCUUAUCAAAGAAGGACGACCGAUUGGUGGCAUUUGCUUUAGGACUUUUCAUUCUCAGGGUUUCAGUGAGAUAGUAUUCUGCGCAGUGACAUCGAACGAGCAAGUGAAGGGAUACGGCACACACCUCAUGAACCACCUCAAGGAUUAUCACAUUCGUAAUAAUAUACUGCAUUUUCUCACUUUUGCCGACGAAUUCGCUAUUGGGUAUUUCAAGAAGCAAGGUUUCAGUAAGGAUAUAAAGCUACCCCGAGCUAUGUACCAAGGUUAUAUUAAGGAUUACGAAGGAGCGACGCUAAUGCAUUGCGAACUUAAUCCAAGAAUAGUGUAUACUAAGUUCACGUCUGUUAUACGCAGACAGAAAGAGAUCGUUAAGAAAUUGAUUGAUAUGCGACAGAAAGAGGUGCGAAAGAUACAUCCUGGCUUAACAUGUUUCAAAGAGGGGGUGCGCAGUAUCCCCAUAGAAGCGGUGGCGGGGUUACGUGAGGCGGGCUACAGAGCACCGCGAGCCGCGCCCGAGCCGGCGCACGACGCAGACCCAGCUCCGCUUAGGAACAUGCUGCACGCGGUCAAGAACCACGCGGCCGCUUGGCCCUUCCUGAAGCCGGUGGACAAAACCGAAGUACCUGACUACUAUGACCAUAUUAAAUAUCCCAUGGACCUGCGCACAAUGGGCGAGCGUCUGAAGGCGCGCUACUACGUGUCCAAGCGGCUGUUCAUAGCCGACAUGACGCGUAUAUUCACCAACUGCCGGCUUUAUAACUCACCUGAUACGGAUUAUUACAGAUGCGCGAAUACGUUGGAAAAAUACUUCCAAGCUAAAAUGAAAGAAGCUGGCCUCUGGGACAAAUAACUACCCAAAUAAUUAUAAUACAUUGUUUUGUAAAUAUUUAAAUAAUUACUAAAUUAAAUCUCGAUAUGUUGUGUUGUAGGCAAUAAUUUUUGGGGAUAAGUCGUUUUACCCACCUUUGAAUAAAAAAUGUAGUAUGUAUGGUUAUUUUGUUAUUGUUAAAAAUGUCUGCUAUAAAUAUUUUGAUAAAACCGUGUGUGUAAUAUGUAUUUUAUGUAUAAAAAAGUAACUACGAUAUUUCAAUUUGUAACCGUUAAGUGCAUCAACUUUUGUAUCAAUAAAAUAUGUAUAAUAUGAAAAUAUUAUAAUUAUUAAUUUAUACUAUUAAAAAUGACCUUCAAAAUAAUUUGGUAAGAACAACGGUUCUAAUUUUAUUGUAAUGUUUCAUCUUUAAGAGCUAGCGCGCAUGAGCAACUUUUGUCUCCGCAACUAUUUUGUCUCUCCCAUCAACUCUAUGGGGAG